This is a messenger RNA of Acanthopagrus latus (yellowfin seabream), 1870 nucleotides long. Its product is annotated as dnaJ homolog subfamily B member 9-like. NCBI's taxonomy places the organism in Eukaryota, Metazoa, Chordata, Actinopteri, Spariformes, Sparidae. Gene Ontology annotation, cellular component: endoplasmic reticulum. The record is from RefSeq and is a predicted model, not a curated record. The transcript is spliced from 3 exons. Bases 162 to 857 code for a protein of 231 amino acids. Gene Ontology annotation, molecular function: protein-folding chaperone binding; misfolded protein binding.
AAACCGACCAAUAGCGUUGCGAGUCGUGGUGUUACAGCUCAGGAAUGCAGCUCGUCAACAACUGCUAGCUUUCGCUUCUCAUCAGCUGGGGCUGUCGGCGUCUGACUGAGCUGUCCGCAGGCUGUUUGUCACCCCGUCUCCAGGUGCCAAAAGCAGCAGUUAUGGCCACAGCGCAGUCGGUGUUGCUGCUAGCAGUGAACAUUCUGCUGAUCUCGGAGUUCAUCCUGGCCAAGAGGGACUACUACGACAUACUGGGGGUGACCAAAGAUGCCACCGAGCGCCAGAUCAAGAAGGCUUUCCACAAGCUGGCCCUGAAGUACCAUCCCGACCGAAACAAGGGCCCAGACGCCGAGGCCAAGUUCAGAGAAGUAGCUGAGGCAUAUGAGACGCUAUCAGAUGAUAAGAGGAGACGAGAGUACGACCAGUUUGGCCACGGCCCGUCACCGGGGGAGGGCCAUAGACCAGGAGGAGGAGGAGGAGGCGGCGAUUACAACUUCCACCAGCACUACCAUUCCUUUAACUUUGAUGACAUCUUCAAAGACUUUGACCAUUUUGGUCAGCAUCACCAUCACCACUUUCACUCCCAGAGCCAAGCCCACCAGAAGAGACACUUCGACAGCAGCUUCCAGGCCCAUCAGGAGGCUAUGAACAGACACAGGAGGCAGUUUCAGCAGCGGGCCUUUGGUGGAGGACUCUUUGAUGACAUGUUUGAGGACUUGGAGAAGAUGUUCUCCUUUAACACUAACACGCACCGCACCAGGACUGAGAGCAGAUUCGAGGGCACGGGGAAGCAGCACUGCAGGACAGUGACGCAGCGCAGAGGGAACAUGGUGACCACCUUCACCGACUGCUCCUGAGACGAGCAGGGGAACGGUGCUCUGCAGAGUGCACCCACUCGGGACACUGCUGGGAUUUUUCAUUGUGGUUGUGGAAUUAAUUGCUAAUUUAUCACUUGGUGGAACAGAGUGUGGCUUUUGUAAUUCCCUGUAUGUAAUUUACUUUCAGAACAAAUAUCCGAGUUGGCCUGAUAAUGGCUGCUUACUAGCAAUAACUCAUGCACAUCAUUGCUCAUAGCACGAUAUGUACUGCAAACCUCAUGUUGAUUCAGAUACCUCCCCAUUAUUUAGGGUUCAUUCAGUUUGCUUGUGUUCUUUUCUUCUGAAGGUACAGUCUUUUAGACUCAGGUAUGGCCUAAGGUUAAAAGAAAAUUUAUAAUUAAAAUAUUACCUUUUCUUUUAGAGGCAGUAGGAUUUAAUUCAGGCCAUACUAUAGUUGUGCGCUCCAUAACGUCAACUUUUUGCUAAUGUAAACCAGGCUGUGCUCAUCUGGAUUCGUACAUUUUCAAAUUUUGCCCUGAAAAUGGUUCUUCACAUCCAGCGACGUGUGCGGGUUUGCAGUGAUCAACUUAAUCUGCACCCUUUCAGCUCAACAGCCGCCCUCUUUGGUUUUGGAUGUGCGUGUGUACUCUCUAUCUCUCAUCAACUGUUACCUCGUUUUAGUUCUCUUCCUACAGAGUUGCAUCUACCUUCUCUCAGAAAGUAACAUCAGUCCCAUGACAACAUAUGCUGGUAUACUUAGCCACAGGCAGAGUUUGUGUGCCCUCUCAGCUGUUUUGUAAAACAAAACAAACCUGGGGUCACCUGGCAGUUAAGCUUAACGGUCUGAAAAGUUUGCUGACCUGAUCAUAAUGUGCAAUAUUUAGCACCUUUGCUCUUCAUGUUGCCUAUCUUUUAUAGACAGUGCUGUGUUAAUGUCAUUGUCUAAUGUCCGCACUUUGUGUGUAUGUGUGAGAGUGUGUGUACGCUGAGAGUGGCCUGAAUGUUGAUUGGUUGCAUAAUGUUUGGAGAAUGAAUAAAAAGUUACAAUAGGC